UUCUGCAGAUAUAUCAACUGCAAAGUAUUUAAAAUUUGUUUAAAAUUGUUUUGAUAUAAAAAAUCAAAAUAAUAAAACAGUUUUUCUUCAACUUUUUUCGUAUCAUCUAACUGAUUUUUUUCGAAAAGUGAUUUUCUGGUCCUGAACUUCAAUGCCAAACAGGGGUAGAGCCGAGUUUUAUUUAUUUAUUUAUUUUUUGGGAAAAUGACUUGCUGAAAAGUUUAAGGCUUAGUUGAAUGGUUCUUCUUCUUUCUUGUUACAGGGACGUGUUUAUGUACUUCCUAUUUUUGGUGUAAAUUGCAAUCUCUAUGUUCUGCAUGUUUGUGUUCGGGGAUUUUAGGCAAACUUUGGUGUUUUCUUUGUUUGUAAAUUUCUCUUAGUGGGUACUUGUGUAUUAACCUAACGGAAUGUUAAUUAGGUUCUUUGUUUGUUUUUCCACCUGUAAGGUGUUAGUUUACUAUUAUUUCUCAGAUUUGAUUAUACUCUCAAAAGUAAUGCAUUGUGUAUCAAGUGUCUUAUUCACUUAUGAAUAUGGAAAAAUUUAGGUACUAUGUCUGAUGUUUCAGAGCUUCUUGCAGGCCUAGUUAGUGUUCAAUAAUGGCACCAAAUCCCAGAGUUAUGAAGGCCUUUCGUGCAAUGAAGGCAAUUGGCCUAAAUGAGGAUAAAGUGAAACCAGUCUUGAAAAAACUUUUGAAAUUAUAUGACAAGAAUUGGGAACUGAUUGAAGAAGAGAAUUAUAGGGUUCUUGCAGAUGCCAUAUUUGAUGAAGAUGAUUCUAAGGUGUCGGAGGAGAAAGAGAACGGUAAUCAAGGAGAAGAUUUUGCUGAUGAAGCAGAGGUGCAUGAUGAACCUGAAAGGCCGCUAAAGCGAUUGCGGCCAAGAAGUCAAGAAGAGCAGGCUUCUCAAUCUACAGUGGUUGGAACUUCAUUAAGAAAACCUCUGUUGGAUGAUGAGGGGAAGCUGGGCGCAAAUUCUUUGCAGCAACCACCAGACAUGAUGAAGUUGCAAUCUGGGCCUAUUUCACCCCAGAAUCAUCCUAGAGAUAAGGGAAAGCAACAGGCAUCACCUAUUCAUUUUGGAGCACAAGGAAUAUCUAACUCAUAUACAGACAGAACUCUGCCUUAUGAUUCAGACUCACCUCAUGUGCGGCAUGCAUACAAAGGAAAAGAACCUUUGUUACCUCAGGUUGCUCCUAGGGAGAAGAGACCUGUUGUGGAGAGGUCACCUCAUGCAGUGCGGUUCAAAGAUUCCACAGUUGAUCCAGACGGUGCACUAAUACCAACACAAAAGGUGCUUGAUUCUCAUGCUCUGCUCAAGCCUAAAGAUGAGCCAUAUACUGAUGACUUGCCUCCUGAUGAUGUACCUCGAUAUGAGACUCCUAUUGCUGUGAUUCGACCAGAUUCCAUUAGAAAAGAAGAUAUUUCAGUUAGGAGAAUUUUAACAGGAAAGCCAGAUGAUCAGGAGCCUCCAGCAUCCCAUUUUGCAGCUGAAGAAGAUAGAGGUGGCAGUGUUCCAACUUCAUCAAGUAGCCCAAGAGCCACCUCUGAGCUUGCAGCUGUUCGGGAGGGAUCUCCUGCUAACUUAGAGAUUGCCUCCUCAUCAUUGGGAGAGGAAAGUUUAAUGAAUGUACAACCAUCUGUUGGUGCAUUGAAGAGUUCAGGUGCUUAUAGUGCUUUGGAUGUUGGGGGCAUUGGAAAGCUUAAUGGAUCAAUUGAUACCCAUUGCUUUUCUGAGGCGGCUGCACUUCAACUUCCAAGGCAGAUAAAAUCUGUCGGUGAGGACACCCAUUUUAGUACAAGUGGUUCUGCUGAAAGUAAUGGAGGACAGGAAUUGAGAGACCCUGAGUCAUGUAGUUUGGUGGUUGUUCCACAGCAUCAGCUCAUGUUUGAGGAACAAAGAUCUCAUCAUCACUUCAAUGACAUAACCAAGGGAGAAGAAAAUGUUGAGAUUUCAUGGUUGAAUGAAAUCAACCAUGAGCGCCCUCCUUCUUUUAUAUACAUACCUCAAAAUCUGGUUUUUCAAAAUGCUAAUUUGACAUUCACUCUUUCUCAAAUUAAUGCUGAAGAUUGCUGUCAUUCUUGUAUUGUUGAUUGUCUAUCCUCAACCUCAGUUUGUGUUUGUGUCCAUGAAACUGGGAACGAGUUUGCAUACACAUCAAAAGGCCUCAUCAGAGAGGAUUUCUUAGAAGAAUGUAUCUCCAUGACCCGUGAUCCUCAAAGACAGUGCCUCUCCUAUUGUAAAGCUUGUCCUCUUGAAAUAUCUAAAAAUGAUGAGUGCUUGGAACCAUGCAAGGGUCACUUGAAGAGGAAAUAUAUCAAAGAAUGUUGGAGUAAAUGUGCCUGCCAUAAGCGGUGUGGCAAUCGAGUUGUGCAGCAGGGUAUAAGGUGCAAGUUGCAGGUUUACUUUACACCUGAAGGAAAGGGAUGGGGCCUUAGAACCAUAGAAAAGCUGCCAAAAGGGACCUUUGUGUGUGAAUAUGUUGGAGAAAUACUGACCACCAAAGAGUUGCAUGAGAGAAAUGUACAGAGGACAAGGGGCAUCAACAAUGAGCGGUAUACCUAUCCAGUUCUAUUGGAUGCAUAUUGGUGCUUGAAAGGAGCUUUGAAGGAAGAAGAAGCUCUUUGUUUGGAUGCAACAUUCUAUGGGAAUGUUGCUAGGUUUAUCAAUCAUAGGUGCCUUGAUGCAAAUUUGAUUGAGAUCCCGGUUAAGAUGGAGACCCCAGAUCAUCAUUAUUAUCAUUCUGCCUUCUUCACAGCAAGAGAAGUAAAUGCCUUGGAGGAGCUAACUUGGGUGCUCAAUUGGCAUCCUUCAGUUACACCAUACAUGUACUUGUGAAAAUAACAUCACUUCUCUGGUGGAACCAUCUAGUUAAAUGUGGAAGAAUAUUUCAGUUCCAUAUGGCCUUUUCAGACAGUGUUCAGUCAGCUUCAAUCUUCUAAAGGAUUACGGUUUUGACUUUGAUGAUGAUGAUCAUCCUGUGGAGAUGUUCAGGUGCCUAUGUGGCAGCAAGUUCUGCAGGAACAUGAAACGUCCAAAUAGGUCUAAAUCUUCAUUGAGAUGAUUAGAUACAUGGGCAUUAUAGGACUUGAACUUUUUGCUGUUAUGUUCUACUCCACCUGACAAGGAGGUGAGGUUGAUUUUGCGCCAAAUAUCAGUUCCAGCAACCCCUGGCCGUCUUGUAUUGUUAUAUAAAUCUGUCAAGGAUAUGAGAGGGUGUUCGAGGGGAAUUUGGACGUUGGUGUUUUUUGGCUUUUUCAGAAGUUGGUGUUAAACAUACAUAGUUGCUCUUUA
Molecule: messenger RNA, 3291 nt
Organism: Manihot esculenta (cassava)
Lineage: Eukaryota; Viridiplantae; Streptophyta; Magnoliopsida; Malpighiales; Euphorbiaceae
Product: probable inactive histone-lysine N-methyltransferase SUVR2
Exons: 12
Coding region: 598-2835 (745 amino acids)
Cellular component (GO): nucleus
Molecular function (GO): histone methyltransferase activity; protein binding; zinc ion binding
Source: RefSeq, a predicted model, not a curated record